UGAACACCGACCGCCUGUUUUUAACGGUUAACGCGCUGACAGUGAAAUUAUUUAAAUAUUUAAAAUCUAAUUAUUAAUUGAGAUAAAUCUGGUCAUAAUCAGAAAUUUGUGAUUUCAUUUGUAUUUAAUCAACAUCCACGUGUUUACUAUGUCCAGAGACGAUAUGAUUAGGGAAAUACUCGAAUUAAGAGAAAAGUGCAGGAAUAACCAAAAAUUUUUAAAAAGUCAGACUAAACAAAUCCAUGAUGCAAAAGAGGAAUUGUCUAGACUUACAACCACCAACGGGGAGCAAAUUAAGCAACUAGAACAAUUGAAGAUAGGUGCAGAUGACAAACGAAAUGUGCUCCAAAAGGAACAUGCUGCACUAGCUGCAGAAGUUCACAGUAUGCAGCACCAAAAUGAUGAAGAAAUUGAUAAACAAAAAUCAGUCUUACUCACAAGGCAGAUUUAUUUGAAGAAAUGCCAAGAGGACAUAAAUCUAGCUAAACAGGAAACAGUUCCAGAUAAACCAUGUAAUUCUACCAGUGGAAUUCAAGUAUUACUUGAUGUGCAAAACCAAAGGGAUAACUUGAAAGAUGAAGCAGCAAAACAAGUAGUUGAUAAUGAAGUGCUCCUUUCUAAAUUCAAAGCAGCCCAGGAAAGUCACAAAAUCCUAGAUGAGAAAUGUGAACAUAAUAAAACACACAUGCAAGAAGCCUCUUCACUGAAAGAACUCCUUGAAUGUGAUUUAAUGGCAUUAAAAGCCGAAUUUCAUGGUUUGGAUGUGCCUGAAGUUGAUAACAGGCCAAAAUCACUGUUUGAUGAAGUCAAUGAUGGUAGAGAAGUGCUCCAAACAAAUGUAGUCAAGUUGAAUGACAACUACAUUGAUAUGUCCAAGAAACAGAGUAGUUUGAUGCAACAAUUAAAUAGUUUACAACAGGAAAAGAAACACCUGAAACACAAGUGUGAAGAAAACAGAAGAGAUAGUCAUUUUGAUAAAUUUCUUAUACAAUGCACUUACAAGGAUUUCGUUGCUGUACUUCCUGGCCUUGAUGAGGAACUAAAAACUCUGAUUAAAGAGCGUGAAUAUCUACAUAACAAUGUUAGCAAAGGUGAAAGAAGUGUUCAGUUCUUUCAAGUUAUUGACAAAAUCAAUCGCAAAAUUAAAGACCUGGAUCCGAAAAUAAUAAAGGAGAGUUGUGAAAAUUCUAAUUUACAGUUUAAAAUAACUAAGAAAGAGAAAGAAUUGGGAAGCUUGCAAGAAAAAGUUAAAGAGAUGCAUACAAUCAAUGAGGGUUUAAAGACUGAUAUUGAGUUGGUAGAUUGUCAAGAAGUUAAUGAUAAGUUGGUUUGCAUAUGUUCAGUGCAAAAGAAAUAAAAUUGACAGUAAAAUUACAAUUAUUCAAAGUUUAUCAUGUUUAUGUAAUAGAUCUUUGGUUAAAUAGGUGUAUAAUUGUUGAAUUGCUGUUCGAAAAUGCUAAACUAAUAAAAUAAUUCAUUCAGUACCAUGAAAA
Dalotia coriaria is the source of this 1493-nucleotide messenger RNA. Its product is annotated as early endosome antigen 1-like. The coding region runs from base 149 to 1357 and encodes 402 amino acids. NCBI's taxonomy places the organism in Eukaryota, Metazoa, Arthropoda, Insecta, Coleoptera, Staphylinidae. The transcript has 3 exons. The record is from RefSeq and is a predicted model, not a curated record.